AAGUACAGAAAUGAUCACCGCAAAGAUCAUCGUGUUGCUUAUCGCAGUUUCUGAUAUUACAGUACGAUCAGAUGAUGCUGAUGAUGGCCAUGAAGAGUAUGAAUGCAUAGAAAUCAAUGAGAUCUUCACCAACUGUUCAACUUCAUGUCCCCAAACAUGCGAAGAUAGGGUAACAACAUGUGAUUAUGUGUGCAAAACCGGAUGUGUCUGUAAGCCAGACUACAUACGAGAGGAGAUUGGGGGUAAAUGCAUUCUUAUACGGGAUUGCAAGAACGAGCCGACCAACACCACCCCAGUGCCGACCACUACCACCCCAGCAUCGACCACUACCACCGCAAUACCGACCACUACCACCCCAACACUGACUCCUGUCACACAUCUCACAUCCACAGAGUUGUGUCUCACCCAUUCAACCACCCCAGUGCCAACUACUACUACCACCCCAGUGCCCACUACUACCACUCCAGCACCGACCACUACCACGCCAGUGCCUACUACUACCACUCCUGUGCCCACUACUACCACCCUAGCUCUAACCACUACCACUCCAGGGCCAACUACCACCACCCCAGUACCGAUCACUACUACCCCAGUGCCCACUACUACCACCGCAGUACCGACCACUACCACCCCAGUGCCUACUACUACCACUCCUGUGCCCACUACUACCACCCCAGCUCUAACCACUACCACGCCAGUGCCGACUACCACCACUCCUGUGCCAACUACCACCACCCCAGUACCGACCACUACCACCCCAGUGCCUACUACUACCACUCCUGUGCCAACUACUACCAGCCCAGUACCGACCACUACCACCCCAGUGCCGACUACUACUACCACCCCGGUGCCCACUACUACCACUCCAGCACCGACCACUACCACGCCAGUGCCUACUACUACCACUCCUGUGCCCACUACUACCACCCUAGCUCUAACCACUACCACUCCAGGGCCAACUACCACCACCCCAGUACCGAUCACUACUACCACCACCCCAGUACCGAUCACUACUACCCCAGUGCCCACUACUACCACCGCAGUACCGACCACUACCACCCCAGUGCCUACUACUACCACUCCUGUGCCCACUACUACCACCCCAGCUCUAACCACUACCACUCCAGGGCCAACUACCACCACCCCAGUACCGAUCACUACUACCCCAGUGCCCACUACUACCACCGCAGUACCGACCACUACCACCCCAGUGCCUACUACUACCACUCCUGUGCCCACUACUACCACCCCAGCUCUAACCACUACCACUCCAGGGCCAACUACCACCACCCCAGUACCGAUCACUACUACCCCAGUGCCCACUACUACCACCGCAGUACCGACCACUACCACCCCAGUGCCUACUACUACCACUCCUGUGCCCACUACUACCACCCCAGCUCUAACCACUACCACUCCAGGGCCAACUACCACCACCCUAGUACCGAUCACUACUACCCCAGUGCCCACUACUACCACCGCAGUACCGACCACUACCACGCCAGUGCCUACUACUACCACUCCUGUGCCCACUACUACCACCCCAGCUCUAACCACUACCACUCCAGGGCCAACUACCACCACCCCAGUACCGACCACUACCACCCCUGUGCCAACUACCACCACCCCAGUACCGACCACUACAACACAAAUGCCAAAAGUGUGCGGGUACAACCAAGUCUGGGAACAGUGCAGUGACAAAUUCUGCAGAAGAACAUGCGAAAAUAUCAACGGUCCAGUCGCUUGUCUUGAUCUUUGCCUUGAGGGUUGUUCGUGUAUGCACGGCUUUGUUUGGAACCACGACCAGACCGAAUGUAUUCCAGUUGAAGAAUGCUCCAUUGAAUGCGGGCUUAACCAACACUGGUCCCAAUGCAGCGACAUUCAAUGCAGACGAACAUGUGCUAACUUCGGACAAGACGUUCCGUGUCCACAACUGUGUAUGCCUGGGUGUACUUGCGAUUCGGGUUACGUAUGGAACAGCAACGAAACGGAAUGUAUUCAAGCUUGCGAUUGUGGAAAAGACGUUUGCCAUGAAAACGAAGAAUGGGGUAAGUGUGCAAAUCCCGAAUGCAAGAGGACUUGCCAGGACACAAACGAAAAAGCGUGCUCGGAUUGUUUCCCUGGAUGUGUGUGUCGUCCGGGAUAUAUUUGGGAUGAAAUUCUACAGGAAUGCGUCCCAGAAAAUUACUGCUCAGGAUGUGGUAUAAACGCAAUUAUGUCUUCCUGUACGAGCGGCUGUGAACCAACGUGUCAAGGGCUGAGCCCUUUCCCUUGUCCAGCUGUUUGCAUCCCUGGAUGCACUUGUUUGCCAGGGUAUCUAAUGGACCACCAUCAAGGCCAUUGCGUUCUACCAUCGGAGUGCUCUUCAGUGUGUCCAAGGAGGAAAACGUGGUGUAGACAUCUUCCAUCCAACAGAGUCACCUGCCAAAAUAUUUUAUACCCCCAGUGUGCCCAUCAAAGUCAUGCAAAUCAAACUUCGUAUCCUGGUUGUGUUUGUAAGGAGGGAUUAAUAUUAAACGAACUUACGAACGAAUGCAUUACACCGAAGCAUUGCUUGAGGUUAUUGAGAUAAACCUGUAGAAUUGCCAGAGUCCAGAAUAUCUAGCAUGAGAUUAAUUAUAGUUUACUGUUUGUUAUAGCAUCAAUGUUCAGUUCUUCGCAAAUAAAAUAAUA
Photinus pyralis (common eastern firefly) is the source of this 2673-nucleotide messenger RNA. RefSeq names its product mucin-2-like. The record is from RefSeq and is a predicted model, not a curated record. The coding region runs from base 11 to 2572 and encodes 853 amino acids. Lineage: Eukaryota; Metazoa; Arthropoda; Insecta; Coleoptera; Lampyridae. The transcript is spliced from 9 exons.